This is a messenger RNA of Contarinia nasturtii (swede midge), 677 nucleotides long. RefSeq lists its product as uncharacterized. The coding region runs from base 56 to 523 and encodes 155 amino acids. The record is from RefSeq and is a predicted model, not a curated record. The transcript has 3 exons. Lineage: Eukaryota; Metazoa; Arthropoda; Insecta; Diptera; Cecidomyiidae.
GUUGUUAUUUGAGAAUUUAAUUGUUUGGUUGCAAAACAAAAUUCAAAGUUGAAGAAUGGAACGGCGCAUAUUUUUGAUAUCAAUUUGUUUGAUUUUUUCUACAAAAUAUUCUGUAAAUGGAGAAAAAAAGGUGGCAAGUAUCGAUGCAAGCGAUAUUAAAGAAUUUCGUGCAAAAUAUUAUGUAGAGCCCGUCAACGAUUUGAGCGAUUUGAAUGAAACAUCGAUUGAUGUAAUUGGUGUAUUUGAGAAAAUUAAAGAAUUGGAAAAGAGAGGUUUUGAUAUGUUGAAUUUGGUACCAGACAAUGGUGCUACAUGCUCCAUUCAAGUCAAAUACUACAUCUCAACCAUCAUUGAACGUGCCAAAGAACAAAUCGAUUAUUGCGUUGAAAAACAUUUGAACAUAGAUAAUCGCUUAGAAUUAAAUACCGACCAGAAGAGUUGCACAUUGGAAAUAUUGGACUCGGCACAAAAACAAAUCGAUGAUAUGUCGAAGAUAGUUGACGACUGUAGAUUUGUUGUUUGAAAAUCACACUGCAUGUGAGAAAAUAUGAAGAUUUCAAUAUGAUUUGAAUCUUCUCGGAAAUUGUCAAAUACCAAUCAAAAUAAUUUUUCAACGUUGACAUCCGACUUUAUAAAUAAAUGAACCGUUAAAAAUAAUUUCUUGAAAGAAAAUAUAA